Messenger RNA from Oenanthe melanoleuca, 4144 nucleotides. RefSeq names its product DEP domain containing 4 (gene DEPDC4). Gene Ontology annotation, biological process: intracellular signal transduction. The record is from RefSeq and is a predicted model, not a curated record. The transcript is spliced from 9 exons. The coding region runs from base 27 to 1673 and encodes 548 amino acids. NCBI's taxonomy places the organism in Eukaryota, Metazoa, Chordata, Aves, Passeriformes, Muscicapidae.
CUUCCGCCAGCGGCCCGGCCGCGGCCAUGGCGGGGUAUUUGACUCCGCGCUUCAGGAGGAUCCGCAGCCAGAGCGACUUGCGGCCGCGGCGGGGCAGCGGGCGGCGCCGAGACUGUGAUGGCCCUUUUCAAGCAACUCAGCUGUGGAAUAGCAUUAUACAUGCCCUUCACAAUCAAGUGGAAAUCAAAAGACGUAGACAACACUUGAAAACAUACAGAAACUGUUUCACUGGCUCCAAUGCUGUUGAUGUGGUACUGAGCCAUCUUAUGCAAAGCAUGUACCUGAGCUGCAAUGAUAUUUCUCGGCUGAAGGGGGUCCGUGUGUGCCAAGCAUUGAUGGAUCACAAAGUGUUCGAGCCAGUUGGAGCCAAGCUUUACUUAUUCAAGAAUGGGAAAGAAACAGAGUUUGAAGACACGGACACUAGUCUCUAUAGAUUUGUAAAUAGCAGUCUUGAUCCUCUUCUUCCAAGAAAGAAUAAGGACAAUGAAAGUUUAUCUCCUGAGCAAAUCUGCAAACAGAAAACAAAAAGAUGUUCCAACAGAACAAAGUGUGACACAACACUUUCAAACCCCUUAGCAUUGGAAGCAGCUGAUAAAAAGAGGGUUGAGGAGCUUCUUCAGUCAAUAUAUGUUCAUGCAUCUUUACCUCCAAAGAUCACAGUUAAUGAACCAACUCACCUGCUCUCUAAAGGAGUAAUAGAAGAUGUCUGGAAAGAGCAAACUCUGCUACGACUGCUGCAGUUAAUUGAUGUCCCCCUUCUAGAAGAUAUCUUGGUGUCUUCAGUGAAGACAAAAUCAGACAGUCUUGGUAAAGAAGAAGACAUGAUUAUCUCAAAUACUUUCCUGGAAAGAGAGGUUAUGUGUAGCUUAAACUUGCCCGAGCUUGACAGAUGGCUCUAUGCUGCAAUUGAAUGCUUGGAGUAUUUUCCUGACCAAUUCCUAGUGAUGGUUAGUCAGCAGCUACCUCAAAGCACUAACAGCCCCAGCAGUCUGAAUACGUACAAGAAGAUUCUUUUUGAUGUUAUAAUGAAGUAUUACAGUCAAAAGAAGGACUCUCUUCUUGCCAUUCAGGAUUUUGAUAUUCAUUCAGGAAUUAUAGAACUUAUAGAAAAAGGAAAAACAGAUCAAGCUCUAGAGGCAUUACAACUUUAUUUAAAGUUAUUAGCACCAAAUAUUAGUGAAGAACUUCACAGGCUCCUUACAUUCCUAGCCAUUGCAUCAGAAUCUGAGGGCUACAGAUUGCAAAAACAAUUUGAGAACAGAUAUGUGAUCAUCAAGACUUGUACAAAGUUCAUCUUACAAAAUAGGAUACUGUCAAAACCACAGGCAGAACUGCUGACUCAGUUUCUGAUGGACAAUCACUCUGAGCUCUUCAAGGCUCCUUUAACUCUUCUGGAACUAACGAGUAGGAGACUUCAGAGUUUGCUAGAAGGGCAAGAUCCAGAUAUCAAUUCAGGUUUCACCUUCUGUCAGCGCAUUACAACUAAAGAAUAUGAAGAUCAAAAGCAACAAACCAAUAAGUAUCUUCUAGCACUGAUUCGAGAGAUGGACAAUGACCCUACUGUUCCUUUGAAGCAAAAGAAGAAAUUAAUCAAAGAAUUCCGAAAAUACCAUUCUUUUGUCUACUGUAGUGGUUGUCAAACCACAUGUGAACUUUGUACUCCAAAUGGUUAGACUUCAAUAGCCUUUUAUUAAUCUUAUUUUUAAAAGAGUGGAGGAGACACAUAAAAAUUAGUCAUUAAAAAUAGGUUUUUUCUUAUGUCUUUACAUCUUCAGUUUCAGGAAGCUACAAUUACCAAAAUUACUAUGAUGCUAAAAAGCAUUAAAUCUAAUUUAUCUUUUAAGCAAAAUAUACUUAAUUACUUUUAAGUAAUAACAACACACUGCUUGGGCUGCCUUGAGUUCGGGGUUUGUUGCUUUUUUCCAUCUAUCCCACAAUCCCAUGGCUUUCUAUCUGAGCCACAUCUAUGUUCUGAGCCAUGCUUGUGUUAAUAAUCAGUAGGGGUUUUUAAUCUUUUCUAUCUUUAAUUAAUAGUAACUUAUUCUCAUCUCAAACUGUAAGUUAUGACUCCUAUGGGUAUUGAAAAAGUGUGCAAAGUGUGUAAAAAUGUUGGAAGCAGGUCAGCAGAUUUUGAAUCUGUAGCAGGAAUGAUUUAUUAGGCAGGGGAGCUGUGUGUGCUUGCAGUUGGUAAUUACAACCUGUUACUGCCUCCACACUCUGGCAGACUGAGCUGCUGCUAAUUCAAGUAAAAAGUUACAUUUUGAAGAAACCUGAGAAAUAAAUAUCUUGUUUUAGAUCUUAGUAUACUUUAGUAAUUUAUUUUAACCUGAGGAUAUUUUGAUAGUGUCCAAUUAUUUAUCAUAAAUGCUUUGGUAAUGUUUAUGAAUUCCUAGGGAAAAGCUAGAAAAUAUAUUGGCCUGUCCUGACACAUUGAUGGUUAGCACUACAUCAAAUCAUUAAAUCAUGGAAUUAUAGAAUGGUUUGGGUUGGAUGAAUCUUAAGGGUCAUCUACCAAACCCCCUGCCAUGGCAGGGACACCUUUCACUAGACCAGGUUGCUCACAGCCUCAUCCAACCUGGCCUUAAACACUUGCAGGAAUGGGGCAUCCACAAUUUCUCUGGGCAACCUGUGCCAGUGCCUUACCAUCCUCACAGGGAAGAAUUUUUUUCCUAAUACUGAAUCUAAACCUGAUCUCUUUUAGUUUGAAGCCAUUCUCCCUUGUCUUGUCACUACAAUAUGCCCUUGUGAAAAGUCCCUCUCCAGGUCUCUUUGUAGGCUCCCUUAAAGUACAGGAAGGCAACAAUUAGGUCACCCCAAAGCCUUCUCUUUUUCAGGCUGAACAAUCACAAUUGUCUCAGCUUUUUUUUUUUUUUUAUAAUAACUAAAUAUGUGAUAUAGUGUGAUAGGGGUUACAGUAUUUCUUUCAUCCUUGCAACAUACAUUUAGUCAUGUAUUGGACAAAGACUCAGAGACUUGGUAUUGGAAGGGAUCUGUGGUGUAGUCUCACCACUCAAGUCAAAGUGGAGUUGAUUAGUGCAGGCUGCUCAAGGACUUUGCCAGCUGAGUUUAGAAUAUCUCUAAAAACAGACAUGCCACAGCCUCUUAGAUGAGUCUGGUCCAGACUUUCACUAGUCUCACAGUAUUUAAAAACAAGCAAACAAUCCCUGCCUCCACACAAAAAAGCAAAAAACCCAACCAAAAUAUGCCUUAUGCUUAGGUAGAAUUUCUUGCACUGCCUCCUGUCCUUUCACUGACACUGCUGAAGUGUCUGGCUCAGUCUUCUUUAUUCCCUCCCACAAGCAUUCUCAGGGCUAAACAAGCACAGCACUCUCAGCCUCUUCCCUGUGUGACAGACCCUCUACUUCCUUAUCAUUUUCUUGGCCCCAAUGCUGGACUAGUUCCACUAUAAGCAUGAUUUUUUUUGUUGUGGUUGUGAAUGUGCUACUUUAGGUAUCUCCAUCCUCAUGUAGGCUUCAAAUGUAGUUAAGUCAGCAGGAUACCAAAGCUUUCUUAAAAGAAGUGCUGUCUUGUUUUUAAAUUGAAAUAGUUACACUGUAUGAUAUAAACAACACAACCUAUUACCUGUACACUUAGUUAACUUGCAUAUUUGAAGUAGCCUUAUUUAAAUUGCCCUAUUAGAAAUCAGAGAAUGUAGCUGAAAUCUCUGUCCAUAAAUUCCUGUAUAUGCACUUGCUGUGACUCACCAGUGUGAAAUAAAUAAUUUCUAGAGGAGGAAAAAUGUCCAAGUUUCCCUUUUCAGAACAGAAUGCCCUAAUUCCUAUAGGACAGGGCUAUGUAUUCUUUUUCUAGCCCUGUGUGGGGCUUUGGUUAUUCUUCCAGAAGAGGGAGCAUAUACAGAAGCAGGUUAUUGAGACUUGUAAACAGGAAAGUAUUUCCUGACUGUUUCUGGUAUUGAGUAGUACAAGGAAGAGAUUUUAGUUUGUUUUAUUUUUUUUUUCCUAAUCUCUCUCUCUGUCUGUCUCUCUGUUUUCAGUUCCUUUACUAUGUCCUACUCAAAAUACUAAACCUGGUAACAGGGAGGAGUGAUAACAUGGUAAUUUAUAGGCUGGGUGGGCUGGGAAUUGCUUUGAGAAAAACUGUUGUUGACAAACAAACUUGCACUUUGUGACUUGAUAUAGAAUUU